Peronospora matthiolae is the source of this 594-nucleotide messenger RNA. NCBI's taxonomy places the organism in Eukaryota, Oomycota, Peronosporomycetes, Peronosporales, Peronosporaceae. The record is from the annotation of a GenBank genome assembly.
AUGUUGAAAUGUCCAAACAUUGCGGACAUUGUAACAUUUGGGAGCUCUUGCUCAACGUUCAGGGAUCCUGGGAAGAAAGCAUGGAAGUCACGAUCUCAAGUUGGAAUGAUUAUUGGCAAGAAUGAUGAAACUAAGGGCUUCAAAGUCUAUCUGCCGAAGGAGAAAAUUGUGAUCACUACUCAGCAUAUUCGUAGCGUCGAAACGUUAACUAGCGCACAGAACGCUCAGCUACAAAAACGGAUUAAACACGAAGAUUUCAUGCUGUGGCGCGCCGGGAUGGAUCGUGACGAAACCCCGAAACGGAAGGAGCCUGCAAAGUUAAAGAAGAGUGGUUCGAAGGCAGACGAAGAUUUGGUGAUAAGUAACAGCUCUAUCCCAAAUGAAAGAGAUGGAGGUGAGGUCGAGCAGUUACCAGAGGAUGGGCGGACGCAAGCUCGGAUGCAGACACGCAACAUGGGUACAAAGCACGUGCCGAUCUUUAGUGUGAAAGCUAUCAAGACUAAAGACCCCAAGAACUAUCACGAGGCGAUGAAGGACCCUCGAGUCAAGCACUGGAAGGAGGCAAUGCGCACAGAGAUUGACGCAUUGGAGUAG